UUGCAGUGUGAUUUCAACUCUGCACUUUUGUCUAACACCAGAAAAUUAACUCUUAAGAAUUUUGCUUACAAUUGUCUCCUCUUUGAAAAACAUAAACCAGCCUAUAGUAACGAUAAGGUGAAGGUUGUUUGCAGAGAGAGAUAUGUGGCCUUUUAUCUACAUGCGAGUCCGAUCACAGCGUAUCUUAACCAAUGAGAGCUGCAGGGUUAGUAAUAAAACCAUGGAAGCAGAACCUCCUCCUGGAGCCUUUGUGCCUAUUUAUAAGGGAGUGACUCCCCUUUCAAGCACCAGAGUGUUUGUGGCUGGCUGCAGUGUUGAAUCCUAAAGGAUGGUGCUCUUGGUAGUUUUAACGUGUUUACUGGCAGGCUGCCUGGCUCAGAAGCCUCACCCAUGCUCUGUUCCUCCUCUUCUGAGCGGAGCCCUCACUGUGUCGACACAGAAUGAAAAGCUGUGGACUUAUGCCAAAUACCUGUAUGAUGCCCUGGGACAGCGGGUCCGAGUGAUGGAGCUGGGAAGCUACGAGAACAAGUCAUUCACCUACGACGCUCUUCUGCUCUUCAGAGAGGGUAGCAUGUAUGAGAUUAACAAACACGAGCGCACGUGCACGAAAAAGCCCCUGAAGACAGACUUCCACCCCAUGGUAAUCCCAAAAGAUGCCUCUCUGCUGGGCCAGGCUGUUCUGGGCAGCUCGUCGGGACCCGGAGAAGGACUCCUAGUCAACACUUGGACGGGAGAUCUGCCCGGCAAAGCAGGAAAGUUCAUGAGCACAGUCACUGAAUUCGGUUGUGUUCCUGUAAGCACAGUGUACCACACUGGGGAGUUUGGAUGGGUGAUAACAAGCUUCUUCAACAACGUCGUUGGGAUAUCAGACCCUGACCGGCUCAACCCUCCAGACUACUGCCUGGAUGGAGAGAGGACGGCUGAUGAAGAGGAGCAGACGGACUUCCUCAGCUUGUUCCUUAAGAAGCACUGAUGGCCUCCUUUAACUAGUGAUUUGAGAAUGUGUUCUGUUGUAUACGUCCCAUUUGCUCAGAACACAAGGAUCUGAAUCAUGUACUAGAAUCCUUUUUUAGUUACAUAUAUCUGCAAAUAGAAUAAUCUGUGACCACAUGUCAUUUUCAUUAAAAUGCAUACAGAAAUAAAAAAAAAAAACAGAUUCAUUUAUUUUACUGUGUGUAAUGGCUACAGCAUUCAAAAAAUACGGCUAUGCAACGUUUUGUGUGUUACUAGCAAAUUGAAUUGUCCACAUGCCUCUCUUUUAGAAAUAGAGCUAGAAUUUAAAAGGCUUCAUAAUCGAGUCAGCGAUUCAGUUUGAAUAAACGAUCCCGUAUCUCCGUA
Messenger RNA from Gasterosteus aculeatus aculeatus (three-spined stickleback), 1338 nucleotides. Its product is annotated as ependymin-2. Gene Ontology annotation, biological process: cell-matrix adhesion. NCBI's taxonomy places the organism in Eukaryota, Metazoa, Chordata, Actinopteri, Perciformes, Gasterosteidae. Gene Ontology annotation, cellular component: extracellular region; lysosome. Gene Ontology annotation, molecular function: calcium ion binding. The record is from RefSeq and is a predicted model, not a curated record.